GGAUCCAAGUGGCUGUGCAUGUCGCGUCUGUUUCUCUUUAAGGAAAUGCUCUGUUCAUUCUUCACUGGAUUCGUAGCUGACUCCACAGCGUGAGGGGCAUUUAGAUUCAUCAGUUGGCAGUCCUGCGCUAUCCCCACCGAAGUCCCCACAGCGUCUGAAGCCGAAGGCGUCCGCAGGCGCAGUUAGUUCUCAAGGGCAAACACGUGAAACUGCGAUGGAAAAGAACAGAAGAUGGACCCUGUCGGCCGACCUGGGGGCGCUGCUGUCGUCUGGAAAAGCUGCUGACAUCACCAUCAUGGCGGACGGCGUCUGGUUGCCGGCGCACAGAGCAGUGUUGGCGGCGCGCAGCCCUGUCUUCGCCGCCAUGUUCCGGCACGAUGUGCUGGAAGCUUCUGAGGGCAGUGUGAACAUUGCAGACAUCAACCAGGAGGUGUUGCAGCAGCUGCUGCAGUUCAUGUACACUGACGAAGCGCCUCUGCUGGAAUGCGUCGCACCGGAGCUGCUCGCGGCAGCGGAGAAGUACGGUGUGACCAGACUGAAGCAACAGUGUGAGCAACAGGUCAUUAUGGACCUGUGUGUGGAAAAUGCUGCAGCCAGCGCCGUCCUUGCAAUGGUCUACUCGUGUGCGAAGCUGAAGGCGGCAGCUAUCAGCUUUAUCAAUUCCCACUACCAAGAAGUUAUGGCUACAGAUGGUUGGGCUAGUGCCAUGAGGGAACACACGGAAGACACUGUGGAGAUCUGCCGUCUGCUGAGGGAUGCAACACGCCUUGAGUCAGAAUGCAAGAAUGAAACACCAGAAAAGACGGAAGAGGAUAGGGGUGACCUGGCAGGCGACCUGGUGGCACUGCUGGAGUCUGCUGACAGCAGUGAUGUGACACUCAUGGUGGGUGGGAUGCCACUGGCGGCCCAUAGGGCAGUGCUGGCAGCACGCAGCCCUGUCUUGGCUGAGAAGGUCAAAGACACCCCAAAUGGUACCCUGCAGAUGGACGGAGCACCACAUAAGGAGUUGGGCGAAGCCCUGCUCUACAUGUACAGUGACCAACUGCCACACCCAGAAAGCGUCAGUGACAAGCUCCUGGUGCUGGCGGACAACUAUGAGCUUUGUGUUCUAAAGAAAUACUGUGAAGAGCAGUUAGCAGACCAAAUCUUUGUUGACAAUGCAGUGUCCCUGGUUGUGGUCGCAACAAAACACUCCUGCACCAUGCUCAAGAGAGCUUGUGUUGAUUUCAUCAGGAGGGAAAUCUUCGAUGUGAUGGACACGGCUGGUUGGGAAAUGGCAUUACGCAAUGACCUGGAAAUCAUGGUGGAGAUAUGCAAAUGUGUGGCUUCAGCAGAAAGGUAUAGGUAGUUUUGUUUGUGUGGAUAAUACUGUAACUAUUUCUAUAUUUUUGUACUUAUACACAGGGAUUGAUCGAAAUAACGUACUGACUCCUGCAAAUAUUGAAACACAUGGAAAAAAUAAUGUGACAGAAUCCAAGCAGAGAGGGAGUGUAAAACAGUGUACCAACGAUAAGUCAUUAAAAUUACUGAGAAACUAUAGGAGUGCCACGUCCUUCACAUCAGUACACCUUUUAAAACACAGAAGUCUAAAUUUUUGUGCUUCAGGGAAAAAAUAACAUCUUUGAACAAGAGAGUGGGGGAAGUGAAACUCAUUGCCGAUGUAUUGGACGACAAUAAAUCUAUACACAUAGCGUUGAAUGUGUGCUGAGAGGCAAACACUCUACUGGCGUACUUAGAAGGAAUUAAAGAACAAUCUGCUCAGAAGAGUUUGCCGAAGAUGCUAGCUUUGCAAUACUCAAUGAGUAAACAACUGUACCAGGAAUAAUUAAUUCUUCAAUAAAGCUAUCAUAACUAAACAAA
Schistocerca americana (American grasshopper) is the source of this 1860-nucleotide messenger RNA. RefSeq names its product TD and POZ domain-containing protein 1-like. Lineage: Eukaryota; Metazoa; Arthropoda; Insecta; Orthoptera; Acrididae. Gene Ontology annotation, molecular function: ubiquitin protein ligase binding. The transcript is spliced from 3 exons. Gene Ontology annotation, cellular component: cytoplasm; nucleus. Bases 215 to 1348 code for a protein of 377 amino acids. Gene Ontology annotation, biological process: regulation of proteolysis; proteasome-mediated ubiquitin-dependent protein catabolic process. The record is from RefSeq and is a predicted model, not a curated record.